Messenger RNA from Piliocolobus tephrosceles (Ugandan red Colobus), 2573 nucleotides. It is a transcript of the gene PLAGL2, whose product is annotated as PLAG1 like zinc finger 2. Gene Ontology annotation, cellular component: nucleoplasm. The record is from RefSeq and is a predicted model, not a curated record. Lineage: Eukaryota; Metazoa; Chordata; Mammalia; Primates; Cercopithecidae. Gene Ontology annotation, molecular function: DNA-binding transcription repressor activity, RNA polymerase II-specific; RNA polymerase II cis-regulatory region sequence-specific DNA binding; DNA-binding transcription activator activity, RNA polymerase II-specific. The transcript is spliced from 3 exons. Gene Ontology annotation, biological process: regulation of immune system process; regulation of cytokine production; negative regulation of transcription by RNA polymerase II. The coding region runs from base 257 to 1747 and encodes 496 amino acids.
GCCCCCUCCACGACCCGAGCGCCCGCUCGCGCGGCUCCCACAAUGCACCGCACAAUGGCCCGACCGCCGCCACUACCGGGGCCUGAGCGGGCCUGGCGGAGCCCGAGCGCGGCCCGGCCCGCAGCGCGGGGCCCCGAGCGCGGUGAAGAGAUUGUUUUCUGAAAGCUGCGUUGGAGGCUGUGACAGAGCUGAGAGACUGUGUGGAGCAGAUGGAGAGGCUUUCUCAAUAACAUGGCCCUUUGCCAUUAGCCUUGCCAUGACCACAUUUUUCACCAGCGUCCCCCCCUGGAUUCAAGAUGCAAAGCAGGAGGAGGAAGUGGGCUGGAAACUAGUUCCCAGGCCUCGGGGCCGGGAGGCGGAGAGUCAAGUGAAGUGCCAAUGUGAAAUUUCGGGGACACCUUUCUCAAAUGGGGAGAAGCUGAGGCCUCACACCCUUCCACAACCAGAGCAGAGACCGUAUAGCUGCCCUCAGCUGCACUGUGGCAAGGCUUUUGCUUCCAAAUACAAGCUGUAUAGGCACAUGGCCACCCACUCAGCCCAGAAACCCCACCAGUGUAUGUACUGUGAUAAGAUGUUUCACCGCAAGGACCAUCUGCGGAACCAUCUGCAGACCCAUGACCCUAACAAAGAGGCCCUCCACUGCUCUGAGUGCGGUAAGAAUUACAAUACAAAGCUGGGCUACCGGCGCCACCUGGCCAUGCAUGCUGCCAGCAGCGGUGACCUCAGCUGCAAGGUGUGCCUGCAGACCUUUGAGAGUACCCAGGCCCUGCUAGAGCACCUGAAGGCCCACUCACGCCGGGUAGCAGGCGGUGCCAAGGAGAAGAAGCACCCCUGUGACCACUGCGACCGGCGGUUCUAUACUCGUAAGGAUGUACGGCGGCACCUUGUGGUGCACACAGGCCGUAAGGACUUCCUGUGCCAGUACUGUGCCCAGCGGUUUGGCCGUAAGGACCACUUGACGCGUCAUGUCAAGAAGAGCCACUCGCAGGAGCUGCUCAAGAUCAAGACAGAGCCCGUGGACAUGUUAGGCCUACUCAGCUGCAGCUCCACAGUCAGUGUGAAGGAAGAGCUGAGCCCUGUGCUGUGCAUGGCCUCUCGGGACGUAAUGGGGACCAAGGCCUUCCCUGGCAUGUUGCCCAUGGGCAUGUAUGGUGCCCACAUCCCUACCAUGCCCAGCACGGGCAUGCCACACUCCUUGGUGCACAACACGCUGCCCAUGGGUAUGAGCUACCCUCUGGAAUCCUCACCUAUCUCUUCCCCAGCUCAGCUCCCUCCAAAAUACCAGCUUGGAUCUACCUCAUACUUGCCCGACAAAUUGCCCAAAGUGGAGGUGGAUAGUUUUCUGGCGGAGCUUCCUGGAAGCCUGUCUCUCUCAUCCGCUGAACCCCAGCCCGCCUCACCUCAGCCGGCGGCAGCUGCGGCCCUCCUAGAUGAAGCACUGCUUGCCAAGAGCCCCGCCAACCUCUCUGAGGCCCUCUGCGCUGCUAAUGUGGACUUCUCCCACCUACUGGGCUUUCUUCCACUCAACCUGCCCCCGUGUAACCCACCUGGGGCCACAGGAGGCCUGGUCAUGGGCUACUCCCAGGCCGAGGCACAGCCCCUGCUCACCACUUUGCAAGCUCAGCCUCAAGAUUCCCCAGGAGCUGGGGGACCACUGAACUUUGGGCCUCUGCACUCCUUGCCUCCUGUCUUCACGUCUGGCCUGAGUAGCACCACCCUGCCUCGUUUCCACCAAGCAUUCCAGUAGCCCCCACAGAGGCCCUCAGCUCAGUUUUUGGCUCUGUUAGGGAGCCUUAGUACCCACCCCGUCCGUGUCCCCCGUGAAGGCAGCUGAGCUUUCAGAGCUGGGUUCAAAAAAAAUUCCAGUGUCUGUAUGGAGCACUUGGUUUGCGGGUUCAGGCUCCAGGAUCAAUUCCAGAAGGAGCCUUGAGCCCCAACCCUGUGAAAAGAUCUCAUACCGUAGGACUUCAGGUAUUUUUUACUUUUAUUUUUUUGACCUGAAUCGGGAGCCACACUUAGCCCUCUUUCUCUCCAAAGCGCCAGAACCUCCUCCUCUUUGGAGAAUGGGGAGGCCUCUUGGAGACACAGAGGGUUUCACCUUGGAUGACCUCAAGAGAAAUUGCCCAAGAAGUCCGCCUUCUGGUCCCAACCUCUAGACCCCACAGCAGUCAGUUGGUCAGGCCCUGCUGUAGAAGGUCACUUGGCUCCAUGGCCUGCUUCCAACCAAUGGGCAGGAGAGAAGGCCUUUAUUUCCCACCCACCCAUGCAUCCUGUACCAGCACCUCCAUUUUCAGUCAGUGUUGUCCAGCAACGGUACCGUUUACACAGUCGCCUCAGACACACCAUUUCACCUCCCUUGCCAAGCUGUUAGCCUUAGAAUGAUUGCAGUGAACACUGUUUACACACCGUGAAUCCAUUCCCAUCAGUCCGUUCCAGUUGGCACCAGCCUGAACCAUUUGGUACCUGGUGUUAACUGGAAUCCUGUUUACAAGGCGGAGUCGGGUCUUGCUGACUUCUCUUCACUUGAGGUCACAUUUUUCCCCCGUGGGGAAAUAAACUGAGUUUGGACUGCU